This is a messenger RNA of Aethina tumida (small hive beetle), 977 nucleotides long. Its product is annotated as thioredoxin reductase-like selenoprotein T homolog CG3887. The coding region runs from base 106 to 714 and encodes 202 amino acids. Gene Ontology annotation, molecular function: thioredoxin-disulfide reductase (NADPH) activity. Gene Ontology annotation, cellular component: endoplasmic reticulum membrane. Gene Ontology annotation, biological process: cell redox homeostasis. Lineage: Eukaryota; Metazoa; Arthropoda; Insecta; Coleoptera; Nitidulidae. The record is from RefSeq and is a predicted model, not a curated record. The transcript has 3 exons.
AAACUCAGCAAUCCCCUGGCCGAACGCAAAUCCAAUUUGUCAGCUGACAGGAUCAAACAAAACUGGUGGUUCAUCGUUUGUGUCGUAUGUGAAAACGCAAAAACGAUGGCGCAGCCAAUAACUCCACUCACAUGCUUUUUAAUAUUGGCCGGCCUCUCGCUGUUCAGUUUCGGCAGCUUCGGCGACAGUCAGUCCGCCGAUGACGUGCCGAUGCCCAAGCUGAGUCAAAAUGUUGGUGUGCCGACCCUAAAGGUUUUGUACUGCUACUCGUGCGGUUAUAAGAAGAUGUUUGAACAGUAUGUCCAAAUCAUCAAACAAAAGUAUCCGUACAUCAUUAUUGAUGGCAGCAACUACGAUCCGCCGGGUCUUAGUUUGGGAUUGGCCAAGUUCAUUGGUAUUGCCAAGAUGAUCAUCAUAAUUUGCAUAAUUGGAGGAGUGAAUGUGUUCGAAUAUAUAAAUCAACCCAGGCCGUCGUGGUGGACGUGGUGUCUAGAUAACAAGCUUUAUGCUUGUAUGAUGCUGUUUUUCUUGUGCAACUUGUUGGAGGGUCAACUUAUACAAUCGGGAGCGUUCGAAAUGACUCUUAAUGAUGUGCCUGUUUGGUCUAAAUUGGAAACUGGAAGGGUACCACAACCAAACGAAUUAUUUGACAUAAUUGACAACCACAUGAGGUUCGCUGAUAGCAAAAUAGAAUAUGAUAAUUUUGCUAAAUAAUAUGAGAAUUUGUUGACUGUAUGUGUUGGCGAUAAAAGAUACAACUACUUUUGAUAUAUUUGAAGCAAUUUCUUGGAUAAUUUAUUAUAUUUUGUAAUACAUAUAAUGUCACUCAAUUGUUCAUGGAGAAAAUUAUGAAGGGGUGCAAUCAUGAUGUGUAAAUAAUGUUAUUUCAAUCCAAAUUUAUGUUUGUACAUUUUUUAAUUGAGUUGAUCACAAAUUUCAUUCCUAUUCGUUGUUUUACAAUAAAUAUUUAAAUUAUA